Danio aesculapii is the source of this 2894-nucleotide messenger RNA. Its product is annotated as gastrula zinc finger protein XlCGF7.1-like. Lineage: Eukaryota; Metazoa; Chordata; Actinopteri; Cypriniformes; Danionidae. Gene Ontology annotation, molecular function: DNA-binding transcription factor activity, RNA polymerase II-specific; RNA polymerase II cis-regulatory region sequence-specific DNA binding. The coding region runs from base 2 to 907 and encodes 301 amino acids. The record is from RefSeq and is a predicted model, not a curated record. Gene Ontology annotation, biological process: regulation of DNA-templated transcription. The transcript has a single exon.
GAUGGUGAAGGAGGAGAGUGAAGAACUGAGUGAAGAUAAGGAGAAACAUCAUGUCAAAAGUGAAAGUGAAACUCACUCGGAUUGUUUUAUGAAAGGGACAGCCAUAAACUUCACCUGCACUCAGUGUGGAAGGACUUUUGGUCGCAAACAUACUCUCAAGCUUCACAUGAUGAUCCACACUGGAGAGAAACCUUACAAGUGUUCACACUGCGACAAGAGAUUCAUUCAUUCGGGACAUCUGAAAACACAUGAGAGGACUCACACUGGAGAGAGACCGUUCACAUGCAUCGAGUGCGGGAAGAGUUUCAGACGCUCAACAUGUCUUAAUUUACACCUGCUGAUCCACGCUGGAGAGAAAACGCACAGAUGUGAUCAGUGCGGCAAGACAUUUUUGAGGCCUUUGGAUCUGAAGGUCCAUCUCAGAGUUCAUACAAGUGAGAGGCCUUAUCCGUGCUCUGAGUGUGGAAAGAGUUUUAGACAUUGGUCACAUUUAAAAGACCACCAGAAGAUCCACACUGGUGUGAGAGAGUUCGUGUGUAUUGAGUGUGAGAAGACUUUUAUUAGAGCUGGAGAAUUGAGACGACACCAGAUGAUCCACACUGGAGAGAAACCGUACAGGUGUUCACACUGCGACAAGAGAUUCAGACAUUUAAAAUAUCUAAAAACACAUGAGAGGACUCACACUGGAGAGAGACCGUUCACAUGUGCUCAGUGUGAGAAGAGUUACACACAAUUCUCACACCUUAAUCAACACAUGAAGAUCCACACUGGAGAGAGACCACACAGAUGUGAUCAGUGCGGUAAAGCGUUUUUGAGGUCUUCAGAGCUGAAGGUUCAUCUUAGAGUUCAUGCAAAUCUUCAACUCCUGUCGGGAACGGGAAUUGAACUUGUAAGGUCCCUAACCUAACCAACUUAUGCGUUGCCAUGUCCAGCAAUGCAGUGGAAUCUCCACUGGUUUGACUCCAGUAUGGUUCGUAAAUGGAAAAAAAGACUUGUCAAUAUGUGUGAGAAUUACGUCAACCACAGAUUUGUCCUACACCUUUUCUGCACCUGUUUUGUCAUUCUCUCUAUCGCUGGUGUCAAACUCAGUUCCUGGAGUUCCAGUUUAGCUUUAACCCUAAUUAAACACACCUGGUCAAGCUAAUUGGGUCAGUAACCCUGGAUUGAAACCUACAGUUCUGCUGUCACACUGGACUUUUCUCCACAUAGAUGACCCUUCAUAAGCAUGCGAAUGUGUCAGACCGGAAACUCAAGCUUGUGCGCAGAGAUGGCACAAAUACUUUACUCAAGGAGAAGUACAGAUACUCAUGUAUAAAACGACUCUGGUAAAAGUUAAAGUACUGAUUACACUUUUGUACUCAAGUAAAAGUCAAGAAGCACAACCUCAAACAAAUACUGAAGUAAAAAGUACCCAUUACUACCGCAUGUAUUAGUUUUACUAGGUAGGUAAAUAACCGGUUUCAUCCACAGUCUAAAAACAUGCAGUGUGAGAGAGUUAAGUAAAUUGGCCAUAGUGUAUAAGUGCAUGUGUGAAUGCUAGAGUGUAUGGGUGUUUCCCAGUACUGGGUUGUGGCUGGAAGGGCAUCCGCUGCAUAAAACAUAAGCUGGAAUAAUUGGUGGUUCAUUGGGCUGUGGCGUCCCCUGAUAAAUCAGGGACUAAGCUGAAGGAUAGUGAGUGAGGAUAGGUGCUUAAAAUGACUUUUGGGUUCGAAUCCCGACUUGUACAAAUAAUCAGAAAUCGUGGUUCUAUGUAUUUUAAUCAUGUUGCUGUUUUAUGAUGACUAGGAUACAGCUGCUGAUACGCCAUCAAUUUAGCAUCAUCUUUGUAACACUAAAAUAAUAAUGAAUAUUUUACAGUACUGUGAUGGUUGGGUUUUGGGUAGAUGUUAAUAAUAAAAUACAUUGGUAAAUUUAUUAAAUAAUAUAAAUAAUUCUUGAUAACUUCUGGCCACAACCGUCUCUAAUCUAGCAACAACCCUGAUUCAUGUCCAAAACAAGACAUAUUUAUUCACAAGUGUUUAUUCGGAUGUCAGACCAAUGCUGAAACAAAACCAUACAAGAAUAAAGCAUUUCAAAACUGCUGUAUCAGUCUGGAUUCGAACUAGUAAUGUAAUGUUUAUUAGUUGUAUGUUGAUGGCAUUAGCAUUAUGGAUAAAAUCUAGUUUUAAUGGCAAUGCUACUUUUGAAUAGAUAUGAACACAGGGAACAGUGUAUUAGCGAGCACCACCAUGUUCUAUGGUAAGUGAAAGAAGAAAAGGACAGAACUGGCUCUUCCUGCAGAUGAAAGUGAGGAUGAGAUGGGUUUUACUGACCAUUAGAAGGAUGCAGACUGGACAUUUCAUGGAGACAGUUCAGGUAAGUUAGGUCAGAGGCAGAUAAGCCAGGCGUAGUGUAGUAUACAGCAGUGUUUCCCAACCCCGUUCCUGGAGGCACACCAACAGUACAUAUUUUGAAUGUCUCCCUUUUCUGACCCUUUAACUUCAGGUUUUGGAGUCUCUUCUGAUGUUAUGAUAAGAUGAUUCAGGUGUGUUUGAUUAGGGAGAGGUUGAAAAUGUGAACUGUUGGUGUGCCUUCAGGAACAGGGUUGGGAAACAAUGGUAUAUAGUAUAAUACACAUAAACAUUGCUAGCUAGGAGCUACAUUAUUCUGAUGCAUCUGGAUAUACUAGACUCCUUAUUUAUUUGUUAUAAUAUUUACUGGGGAAAAUAUUUAUUUUAUUGUGUGUUGUAUACAUGGUAAUACAAUAUUAGGUUUGUUUUUAAUAACAUUUAGCAAAAAAUAAUGGAAUGAAUGAAAGCUGUUGGAGUAUGAGUAGAUGGAAAGUAUGUAUAAGGUGUCAUUUAUAAGUUCUGUGUAAAGCUUAUAAUACUGCAACACCAAUUAAAUAAUUUCUA